Molecule: messenger RNA, 1065 nt
Organism: Capronia epimyces CBS 606.96
Lineage: Eukaryota; Fungi; Ascomycota; Eurotiomycetes; Chaetothyriales; Herpotrichiellaceae
Exons: 1
Coding region: 1-1065 (354 amino acids)
Molecular function (GO): hydrolase activity
Source: RefSeq, a predicted model, not a curated record
AUGGCAUCUCAGAAUGGCGCCGGUGAAUUCCCCAUCAUAGACUCGCAUAUCCAUCUAUAUGCGGCCGGUCACAUCGCGUCGCUGAACUGGACAGCGGGCCUGUCACAGAACCAUCCGUUGAACAGACAAUGUUCCACACAAGAAUACCGGGCAGCGACACAAAACCGCUCGAAUCUGCUGGGCUUUGUCUUCCUGGAAACGGACAGGAAGUCCGGGCUGAAGGACACCGAGUGGCAAGAUGUUCUUGACGAAGUCGACUUCUUGAUGAGAAUCGCCCGAGGAACCCCGCGAGACGGCGAGGACCAUCGCCCAGAAGACAGCAAGUUGGUGCUCGGGGUCGCGCCAUGGGCACCGGUCCCUGCUGGUGAGAAGGUCUUGGCCCAAUUUGUACAGGAAGUUCAGCAACAUUGCGGCGACAGAUGGGAUCUCAUCAAGGGAUUCCGCUAUCUGGUUCAAGACAAGCCUGCCGGGGUGAUGCUGCAACCGCAGUUCAUCGAAGGUCUACAAUGGCUGGGGAGGAAGGGUCUGGCGUUCGACCUGGGCGUAGAUGCUCGAAUGGGAGGGCUUCAUCAACUACAGGAGGCCUGUGAGAUGAUGGAGCGAGUCUACGUUGGCGACAACGAUGUCAAGAUCAUCAUCAACCAUCUCUGCAAGCCGAACCUGCGACUGACCGCAUCCGAGGCGGCCAGUGGAAACCCAGACUUCACCAAGUGGAAAGAAUACAUUUACCAGAUGGCGUCGCACAAGUCAGCAUAUAUGAAACUGUCUGGCUUCUUCUCCGAGCUCCCCAAGCAGGACGAAACCCAGCCGACCGCCAUUUCGACCCUGGUGGAGCAGACGCGGCCGUGGGUAGAUGCUGUGUUCAAAUCAUUCGGCCCAGGCAGAACCAUGUUCGGCUCAGACUGGCCAGUAUGCAACGCCGGUGGACCAGGGGUCCAAGCCUCCUGGGGACAUUGGCAUUCUUUGGUGGCCGCGAUCCUCGACGAUCAAGGGCUCACGCCGGAACAGAAAGCCCAAGUAUGGUCAGGCACGGCCAUUGAGGCAUAUAACAUCCACAUUAUAUAG